Messenger RNA from Trichosurus vulpecula (common brushtail), 2057 nucleotides. RefSeq names its product coagulation factor III, tissue factor (gene F3). Gene Ontology annotation, cellular component: membrane. Gene Ontology annotation, biological process: blood coagulation. The record is from RefSeq and is a predicted model, not a curated record. NCBI's taxonomy places the organism in Eukaryota, Metazoa, Chordata, Mammalia, Diprotodontia, Phalangeridae. The transcript has 6 exons. Gene Ontology annotation, molecular function: protein binding. Bases 192 to 1070 code for a protein of 292 amino acids.
GAGAGGGAGUGCUCCCUUCCAAGCCUUUAUAUUGAGAAGCCAAGAUGCGACCCUCAUACACAAGGCUCCCAGGAGGCAAAGAGCAGCGAGGCCCCCACCCUAGACGAGCACACAUCUUGUAGAGCUCUCGUCCUUCACGUUAGCCUCCCGGGAACAUCACAAGGGCUACCCCGCGACACAAACUCACUACAAUGGCGCCCCCCAACCUUUGCGUCCUGGUGGCCGCCGCGGCUUCUGUCCGGACGGUCCUGCUUGGCUUCCUCCUCCUCGUCCAGGUGUCCUUGGCUACAGGUACUUCAGAUAUAGUGUUAGCACAUAACAUAACCUGGAAAUCCAUCGAUUUCAAGACCAUAUUGGAGUGGGAGCCCAAACCAGUCAAUUAUGUCUACUCAGUUGAGAUAAGUACCAGAUGGGGAGAUUGGAAAAAGAAAUGUUUUCAAAUUAAAAAAACAGAAUGCGAUCUCACAGAUGAGAUGAAAAAUGUAAGGGAAACAUAUAUUGCUCGAAUCCUUUCUGAAAAACCAGAAAAGUCAGACGGGGAUCCCGAAGAAUCCCUGCAUGCUAAUGCACCCUACUUCAUACCUUACGUGGAUACAAACCUUGGGCAGCCAAGAAUUCAAAGUUUCGAACAAAAUGAUACAAAGCUGAAAGUGACAGUUCAAGAUUCCAUUACAUCAUUUAGACAUAAUGGGACCUUCCAAACCCUCCGUCAGAUUUUUAACCAGGAUCUAACUUACACACUUUAUUACUGGAGGGCUUCAAGUACUGGAAAGAAAUCAGCAAAUACGGGCACAAAUGAAUUUUUGAUUGAAGUGGACAAAGGAGAAAGUUAUUGCUUCAACGUUCAGGCGGUCAUUCCAUCUCGGAGAGCAAAGCAGAAGAGUCCAGAAAGUGCAAUUCUAUGUACCAGCCAAGACAAAGUUGUGUUUAAAGAAUUGUUUUUCAUAGUUGGAGCUGUAGUUUUCGUCAUCAUCAUCCUUAUCAUCAUCCUCUCGGUGACACUAUACAAGUGCUCCAAAGCAAGAGCUAAACGGGACAAGAAGGAAAACACACCACUUAACGUUGCAUGAAGGAGACACCCUUACUACCAUACUACCACUGUUGACUACUGCAGAAGCUGCACCUUACUGUGAUGGGAAAGCUGAUGGUACUCAGAAGACAACACAACUCUGGGGAGAAUUGCUAUAGUAGAGCUUGGGAAGGUAGCCUUUGAGUUCAAAGGGGAAAAAAUCCUGUUUCUGUUUCUUACUGCACUCAUCAUUCCUGUUUAGAUAUCUCCCUAACCCAUUUUGGAAAUCAGUGAAUGGUACAGCCAGCUUCUCAAAUUUUACUUUAUUUUUUUUUUAACACUAUCACUCCUGAACUUGUCAGAUUUUUAGACUCUGUAAUCUUGCAAGUCGAAAUCUGGUCUCUAGGCCUUUUGAAGCACUGAGUGGAUUUUGGAAGACUCAGUGAGAGGCUGAUUCGAAACCGUGCAAGAAAGCAGCCCGUGCCAUGGAUAGAUCUGCUUCUACCAUGUGUCAAUCUAGAUUUCUGCAUCCUGCAAGUUUGGAAAGGCAGAGGUUUUCAGAGAUGCAUUUUUACAAUAAGACUUGGUGGUGUUUGUGCUGGUCACAUUCUUCCUUUUCCUUUCUCUGCCACUCUGUAAGUCCAGGAAAGGAAAAGAUAGACACGAGGGGAAGGAAAACUCUCCACUUGCCUAAAGGAAACAUCAGCACAACUGUGGACUACUACAAAUGCUGCAUGUGGACCAGACUGACAUGAACACAUUUGUUAUGGACACUUUAAAACCAGUGGCCUGAGUGUUGGGCACCAUUCUAAUAUGCCAGAAGGUUUAGCACUUUAACAGACCUAAAUAAUGUUGCUUAAACACUUGACAGAUAUUCUAUUUUUGUAAUAAGACUACUAUAUAAAUGAACUGUCUCAGUUAUGAUUUGAGGUACUUUAGGCCCUCAGGGUCGGUGUCUAUUAUAUGUGUUGUCUGUGUUUAUGGAAAGGUUUUGUAUUUGGGGAUUUUCUAUUUAUGUCUAUAAUAUAUAUUUGUAUAUAUUGCAGUA